AAGCAAGCAAACGGUUUCUAGGCAACAGCAAACAUUUCGGAUUAUAUAGUCUCGCGAUGUUGACAUACUGACGAACCAAUCAACAUGCAGAUAAACGAAAACAGUCAUUUCUGCAAGACCUGGGUGGAGCGUAGACAAGAGUGAAACGAAAGAUAAGGCGGAUUUUUUUGGGUAUCCAACUGCUAAUAAAGCUGAAUUUUUGUGUUUAAAACAAAUAAACUAAAUAGCUGCAGAAUGAAGACUCUAGUCGUUUUCGACUUCGAUCACACGUUGGUGGAUGGCAAUAGUGACACUUGGGUGAUCAAAUGUGCCCCCGACCAGUGUAUCCCAGACUGGCUGAAGGACUCGUACCAAAAAGGACGAUGGACUGAAUAUAUGGGACGUGUGCUCACCUACUUAGGAGAUAACGCAGUCAGUCGGGACACUGUACGGAGUGUCAUGGAAACACUGCCCUUCACAGACGGAAUGAUUGACCUGCUGAAGUUCAUCGCGAGUAACAAAAAUUGCAUAGACUGCAUAAUAAUUUCUGAUUCCAAUACCCUGUUCAUCGACUGGAUUUUACAAGCCGCCGGCGUGCAAACGGCUGUUGAUCGCGUGUUCACUAAUCCCGCCAGGUUUGAUGAACGGGGUUACAUGAUAGUGGAGUGUUUCCAUUCCCACGAAUGUCGGCAAUGCCCAGUCAACCUGUGCAAGAAUAAAGUGCUGGACGAUUUCCUAAAAAGUCAGUCGCAACACGGCGUUGAAUACCAUUUAAUCUGCUAUAUUGGCGAUGGUGGAAAUGACCUUUGUCCCGUAAAGAGCUUGAAGUCGAGCGAUUUGGUGCUGCCACGCAAGGGCUAUUCUUUGGAGAGGCUGCUGACGAAAUCCGAAUUGGAGUUACUGAAACCUCGAGUAGUGGUUUGGUCCGACGGCUUUGAAAUUAUGAAUGAAAUAACUGCACUAAUUGAGUAAUGUAUUCUAAAUGUAGACUGGGUGUGACUAAAUGAACGAGUAUUUUAAUGCACUUGUUGCACAAGGCUAGUAAAAUAUCUAGAAUCUUGACUUUUUGAAGUAGUUUGAGGUUUGUUGGAUACAAACACUACUUUACGGGGCACAAAUACUUAGUAAUGACUCAGUUACUGCUGAAGCACAAAUUAUGAACAAAUGCAGCCAUUACUUGAAAUAAAAGAUGCGUAAAGAUUCAGGUGAACAAACAUGAUCAGUAUUUCACUUGUGUUAUUCAUUAAUGGUUCCUUCAGUAGAUCACAAAGGUUUACGGAAUAAACAGAUAUAGUAACAAACAUAGUAACUACUUGGGAUGAAACAUGCAUCAUGAAUCAUUAAUGAUGAGCAAAUAUGAAUCAGUAUUUCACUUGUGUUGUACAAAACUUGUUCUGUUCAAUAGUUCUUUCAGUAGUUCUCAAAAGGUUUACAGAAUUAACAGAUAAAGUAACAAAUAUAGUAAUUGCUUGAGAUAAAACAUGCAUCACGAUUCAUUAAUGAUGAAUUAAUAUAAGAGCACUAUGUAUGUGUAAGUUUGUGAUUAAUUGAUACAUAAGUAAUAGCAUAAUACUAUAUUAUUUGUACCCCGUCAAGUAAAGUGUUGCCAACAGUUUUGUGAAGGGAACUGCAUAAAUUCAUGAAGAACUGUCUAUUGUAUGAUCAGAAUAUGAUGAUGGACAGUACUAUUUAGGAAGUUUUAUAUUGCCAUUUAUUCCUGCCAAUUGCUAUUGUGUUCAAUUUAAAAAAAAUGUCGAUAAUGUGCGUUAUUCUGUAUUCUGCAUUUUUGUAUGUUGAAACAAGUGUGUGUAUCGUGCAGAUAUUUUAAUAAUCCGAUCACCGUAUCCCGUUUACGGUACUUCUAAAGAAGGCAUUAAGGCUACAGAACAAGCCUAUAUACACCAUAAUCUUAAAGUGAAAGAAAUGUGUCGUUGUGUCUGUCUUUUGGAAAAAGGAGAAUUAUUUGCUGGUUAUAUUGGAAUCCAGUACUUCAUGAUACAAGGUGCUUUCAUGGCUGAAAAUAGUGACGGGAAAAUUGAAGCACUGACUCUCGUGAGUAACCUGUACAGACCCUAAAAGUACACAGGCUAAGUCAUGACUUACAGUACGAAGUAACUGAAAUAGGUGUUACCAGUGGUUCUCUUUAGAAAUAUUAGGGAAAACAGCCCUAAUAAGAGUGGAUCUGGUGGUAUAAUGGCCAAUGCCAGAGGUAAUUACUAUAUAUUUUAUUAUUUUUUUAUCCACACCUAUAGUUAAUAAAAUAUAUCAUUUUACGUA
This is a messenger RNA of Brienomyrus brachyistius, 2256 nucleotides long. It is a transcript of the gene phospho2, whose product is annotated as phosphatase, orphan 2. The coding region runs from base 235 to 951 and encodes 238 amino acids. Gene Ontology annotation, molecular function: phosphatase activity. The transcript has 2 exons. The record is from RefSeq and is a predicted model, not a curated record. NCBI's taxonomy places the organism in Eukaryota, Metazoa, Chordata, Actinopteri, Osteoglossiformes, Mormyridae.